Amborella trichopoda is the source of this 1939-nucleotide messenger RNA. RefSeq lists its product as uncharacterized. NCBI's taxonomy places the organism in Eukaryota, Viridiplantae, Streptophyta, Magnoliopsida, Amborellales, Amborellaceae. The record is from RefSeq and is a predicted model, not a curated record.
ACCAACAGGAAGGAUCCCUUUUUCCCCUCAAACCCAAUUUUUACCCGAAUCUCACUAUUCAUUUCUCUCACUUCGUACCAGAAGCGAAAACCCACCUUUUUUUUGAACCCCGUCGUCAUCCAUCCAUGACCGCGAAGCGCGUGAGCUUGCCGACAUCAAUCAAUUUACCCUCUCUCUCUCUCUCUCUCUCUGCACUAUUAGCAUAGAGCUUUCUCUCUACUUCCGAGUCCUUAUCUGAUUAACCAUUCCGAGUCCAUAUCCGAUUAACCGUUCCUAUUCGAUUUUGCGAACGCUUGUUAGACUCACUAUUCGCUCUCGAUAUGUCGAUUAUAACCAAACUCUUCCCUUCACCACGCGAACUUUCAGCAUGAACCCUCUCUGAUCCCCUCUCCCCUCUCCCCUCCUCUCUCUCUCUCUACCAUCCAUGAAGAUCCCUCUCUCUCUAGAAAACCAAGCAAGAAGCACCAAAGCUCCGACGUCCGGAUGUUUUGCUGGAAUUCUCCGACAUCUAAUCUGCUCAGGCAAUUUCUCUCGGAUUUCUGGUUGUAGAGAGAGAGGAGGAGUCGAUGUCCAUGACCAAUGCCCCCCUUGCAAGACCACAAACACCCCCAAUGUGGUCGCCAAGCUAAUGGGUCUCGAGUCUAUGCCGGAAAACCCAAGUUCAGGCAAAAACUUAGCUGGAAGUUUCGUUUCGGCCCCAAAUUCUCUCUCCAGAAGCCGGUCGGUCAGUGCCAUUAGUGACUGGUCUGAAUUCCACACAGAGAAGCAUCACCAUACCAGGACGUGCUCUUUUAGAGAGUCCUUGACGUUUUUGCAGCAAGAAAAUGGGGAUUUUGUCCUUCUGAGCCUAAAAAGAGAUGACGGUUUAGAGAGAGAAAGACACAAAAGCAACAAAAAGACCCUCGACGAAGAGGCGGUCGUCAAGAGGGAGAAGAAGUUGCAGAAAGCAAGGGAAGAACCCAAGGUACUCGUGAAUAGAGAGAGUACUUUGCAGAGGAGGAAAAGAAUUGAAGGAAAUCAGGGGAAUUCUCAGGUAAACGCCAUGGACACUGAAGAUUUGCAGUUAGAGAUGAAACUGCAAUCAGAGAAGAACAGGGAAAAGUGUAGAGAGAGGGUCAAGCCCCACUGUAAAGAAUCUCCGGAAAGGAGAAUUCACAGGUCUAUCGAGACCCAGGAUAGCUUCCAGCUGAGGAAGAAAGGAAAGGUAAAGACCCAUGAACAAAGAAACCCGUCCGUUUCAAGAACAGAGAACAAAUUCAGGAAGAGGGAGAAACAGAGGAUCCAAACAAAAGUUAGAGAGAGAGAAAGCAGUUCCAACUCCGAGAAUUCAAGCCCUGUUUCAGUCCUCGAUCCACCUUUCGACGAUGAAUCAUAUUCCUCAAAAGAUACCUCAUUAACAGAAUUUGGACCAGAGCCAUGGCAAAUCCAUCAAAGCUCGCUACCAGCUCAAUCAGCACAUCAAACUGCCGAGCCAUGCUUCGAGCUUGACAUAACGAGCCCUAAUUUGAGAAGGCAUGUUGUCAUGGAAUCUUGGGUCAAUAUUUGCAGGCUUUUGAGAGCUGAAGGUGAAAAUACAAACUGGGUUUGGAGAGAUAUGGGGAUCCAAACUCACUGGGGAAGAGAGAAGGAAGUAGAAGAAGUCCGAGUCGAAAUUGCAGGGCUGAUAUUUGAUCAGCUCAUGGAAGAGGCAGCCAUUGAAUUUGCAGUGUGAUAAACUGAAACUCCUGCUUAAAGUAGGGGAAAAAGAAGUGUAAAUUUUCUACUGUUAACUAAGUCCAGAGAUUAUUAAUUUUUAAUUUCGUAAUUAUGCUCUUACAAAUGUGUGACUAAUUUAGGAGGGAAAUAUAUCAUACACCAUUGCUGCAUUGUGUAUGGUGCACAGGAGCAUCAACUGUCCCUUCCCGAUAAUAGACAAUAGAGACUCGAGAGUAAUUGUACA